UGAAUUUUUUUGACCUCUUUAAAAUCCAACAAGAUGUCUUGAAACCAGAAGUAAGUAUCUUGUGAAUUCCAUUCCGAUUUUGAGAGCCAAAGAGAUUGAGAAACAAGCCUUGAACCCUUGUAUCUUCAACAAUGGGAAACAUUGUCAAGCCUUUCAAGCAACAACCUUCUUCUUUUGCUUACCAGCCUCUCACCGUCCCUCUAAUUCCAGAAGUGGAGGCACAAAGCGAGAAUCUGAGAGUCUUCAGUUUCAAGGAAUGGAUGAAAGCAACGAAGAAAUCCAGACAAGACAGGGUCGUAAUUCGCGAUGAUCACUAUAUUCGAUCAUUCUACAAGGGCUACAUCGAUAACACCACAUUUGCACCAUCAAGAACUAAAACCGGUACCCCUGUUUCUGUUGUCGAAUAUCUUCAUGGCAGUUCACAGGCUCUACAAGAGUGGGUGGACAUAUUUGGCGUGAUCUUGCUUGAGCUUUUAGUUGGUUCACAAGAUAGAUCAACAGCUUUGAAGAAUCAAAGCUCAGAUUGGACUGGGUCUUUCUUGCCCGAUAAUUAUAAGAUUGGGGAAAUAAUCGACCCCCGAAUAGGAAGCGAUUAUCCUGUGGAUGCGGCCACAAAGAUUGUCACACUCAUCCAAAGAUGCACCAAUCGGGACAAGAAGAAACGACCAUUGAUGCAAGAAGUUUUGGAUGCUCUGAAUUAUAUUGCAGGGAUUAGGUCCUAAUGUGAGAUGUCCUUAUAUUGGACACAGGGACAUGGAUAAAUGCUAGGUGUUUAUUUGUAAUAAUUGAAAGAGUCAGUCUAGACUAAAGCUGAAAGAGUUAGGGGUUAACAAUUGAAGCUAUUUAAAAUCAAGAAGCAUGCUUUAAACUUUUAUAGCAGAUUUUCUGAAAUCGAGUGUCGCCCAAAAAGAAAAACUCAAAUAUAAUUUGUCACUGUAAAAUAUGAUAGAGAAAAAUACAAAACUAGAGCCUAUGAGAUUCUGUAAAA
Messenger RNA from Arabidopsis thaliana (thale cress), 988 nucleotides. RefSeq names its product Interleukin-1 receptor-associated kinase 4 protein. NCBI's taxonomy places the organism in Eukaryota, Viridiplantae, Streptophyta, Magnoliopsida, Brassicales, Brassicaceae. The record is from RefSeq and is marked reviewed. The transcript is spliced from 3 exons. Bases 132 to 722 code for a protein of 196 amino acids.